Molecule: messenger RNA, 2425 nt
Organism: Saccostrea echinata
Lineage: Eukaryota; Metazoa; Mollusca; Bivalvia; Ostreida; Ostreidae
Product: receptor-type tyrosine-protein phosphatase epsilon-like
Exons: 19
Coding region: 1-2238 (745 amino acids)
Biological process (GO): protein dephosphorylation
Molecular function (GO): protein tyrosine phosphatase activity
Source: RefSeq, a predicted model, not a curated record
AUGUAUGGAACUGACUGUAAUCUGCCUUGUGGUCAUUGCCUGAACACAACAUGUCAUCACAUUAACGGAACAUGUCCAUAUGGAUGUAGUAAAGGAUACAGAGAUUUAAACUGCACAACAAGGGAUACAAGAAUUGAUAAUUCACCUCAGACCAGUACUGAUGAUAAUGAAGGUAUUAUCAUUGGCGGAAUUGCAGGAUUUGUGACUGCUGUUUUAGUUGUAUUGAUUGUGGUUGUCGCUUUCAGAAGGCGCAGUGUACAUGAGACUAAAAGAAAAACUGGACUAGAGAAAGGAACCAGCGAUUCCAAAAUGAGAUUUUUUGAAUCGGACUUCAGUAGCCUUGAAUCUAAACAUGCUUCACCCUCUUACGGUGAAAAUACAUACCUGGAAACAAAUAAUGAAAAACCAGUAAUACACCACAAGAAGAGUGAUGAUGCUGAAGUUGAAUUAGAUGACGAUGAGAAAAUACACUCUGAAAAUCCAUAUGGAGAUUUUUACGCAAACGAAACAAUAAUUCGUGAAAUACCUUUAAACCAGCUCGAAUCGGUUAUUGCUGAAAAUAGAAUGAAUGGAGAUGACGGCUUUCAGAAAGAAUAUGCGACAUUACCGUACGGUGAACGAUACAAGUGCGACGCUGGAAAGAGCGAAGAUAAUAUGGUUAAAAAUAGAUUUAAGACAACUUUUCCCUAUGACCAUUCACGAGUUAAAUUGAAGUCAGGGACUGGAUCAGAUUACAUAAACGCCAAUUACAUAGAAGGUUCAGAAAAAGAUAAGCAAUAUAUUGCCACGCAAGGACCGAGACAAAACACAGUUGUUGAUUUCUGGAUAAUGAUUUGGCAAGAACACGUGACAACCAUUGUUAUGUUGACCAACCUUAAGGAAGGGACUAAAACAAAAUGUACCAAGUAUUGGCCAGAUGCAAACAAACACAUUAGCUAUGGAAAUGUGUCGGUUAAAAUGAUGGAAGAAAAAGACUAUGCAUUCUACAUAAUUCGGAAGUUUACAGUAUACCAUAAAGAGACGAAGAGCAAGCGUCUAGUAACCCAGUACCAUUAUACUGCUUGGCCAGACCACGGUACCCCAGACCCCCUUGGUGUUGUUAUUUUCCUUGAUCAUGUGACCAGGACAGAAGCCAGUCAGAGAAACUCCCCAACAGUUGUGCACUGCAGUGCCGGUAUAGGAAGGACGGGGACAUACAUAGCAUUCGACGUACUUAACCAGAUUGGAAGAAGGACAGGGAAAGUCAAUAUAGCAGAAUAUGUCAAAAAGAUGAGAGAAAACAGAAUGAAUAUGGUCCAAACAUAUGAGCAGUAUAUGACCAUUUUUCUUGCUUUAAAUGAAAUAUUUAAAUCCCCGGUUAACAGCAUCACCGUUGAUGAAUUUACUAAAACGGCUGAAACCAAGAGAACUGACAAACCAGCCAAUCAGAGUGCACUUCAAAAGGAAUUUCAGCUUCUGAUGAAGAUACGACCCACAUACAGCGACGCAGACUUCAAGCUAGCCAAGGAAAGCUGUGGAGACAUUUAUUUCAACGGUGUAUUGCCCUUGGAUAAAUAUAGCGUACAUCUUUCUUCUGUUGUGCCUAAAAGGGGGAAUUUUAUUAACGCCAUCAUCGCUCCAUCAUACAACAAGAAUAAUGCAUUUAUUGUAACGCAAUAUCCGAAGGAAGAAGACGUUAUAGACUUUCUACGGCUGCUCACAGAUCAUGAGUCCGACACUCUCGUCUGUAUGGAUCCCCUGAACCAGAUCGACUCGAGUAAGGCGUGGUUUCCAAGCCCCUCCUCCUCCAAGACAAUUCCUCCUUUCACCAUCCACUGUCAAUCAAAAUCCGGAAAUGACUUCAACACCACUGUUGUUCACAUCCUGCAUCAAAAUAGUGAAAUGGAGGCUCAUCCCAUAACAAUAAUUGAACCAAAAGUCAGCAUAAAAACUUCAGGGACAACUCUGGACACUUCUCAACUUCGGAGUCUAGUUUCUGCCACACUAGGCGUUGAAACGGAAAACCCUAUCACAGUUGUCAGCAGUGAUGGGGCGUCCCUGUGCGGAGUUUUCUGUGCCCUACAUAAUGUGAUACAACAGAUUAACAUGGAUGAUAGUGUGGAUGUCUUCACAGCUGUCAGACAAUUACAAGUUAGAAGACCAGAGUUAUGUUCAAAUCUUGAUGAAUAUCGCCUCCUGAUCAAAGCCGUGUAUGACCACAUUCAAAGUACCAGCGAAAGUAUAUACUGCAAUCAAUGAAAAGGUUGAUAAGACGUCGUUAUUAAAAAAAUACUGAUACUUAUUUUAUUCGAAUGGAACUGCAUCUACAUGAAUCGACCUAAUAGAAUGGACUCGUCUGUUCUCGUGUGUGAUUAACACGCAUGCAGAUUAGAGAAUUUGUACAUUUUGUUACAAUACUUAUACCCCUUAUAUAUCUACAUGCGAA